AUACACUUUGAGGCUUGACCCCUUACAAUCUCAUCUUCUCUCAAGCUUGAACCUUCGUCUUCAUUUUUCUUCAAGAAAAUUAUCUUAAUAUUAAUGAAGAUGUUGUUUUCAAAAUCAAGAGGUUUAAAUCAUUUUGUGCAAUGGAGAUCAAAAGAAUGCCGGUACCACUACUACAUGAAAAAAUCUGCAGCUAUUAAUUUCAUACAUAGACGUUUUGAGUCUAUUAAAGCUGGAGAGCAAAUAGAUUUAUACAACGAAGACUUUCAUGAUGGCCUUAAUGAUGAUCAGCAAAUUUUGAAUUUUCCCGGCGGAAGGGUUCCAACUACAACGCAAAUGAAGUUUAUCUCAGAGUCAUCUGAACAGAGGCUACCUUGCUAUCGAGUCCUUGAUGAUGAUGGAUAUUUAAUUUCGGGUUCUAUAUUUGAGCAGGUGAGCAAAGGAUUGGCAGUAAAUAUGUAUUCAACAAUGAUAGCUCUUGAAACAAUGGACACAAUUUUCUAUGAAGCACAAAGGCAAGGGAGGUUAUCUUUCUACCUAACAAGUACCGGAGAAGAAGCUAUUAACAUAGCUUCUGCUGCUGCUCUCACCCCACAAGACAUUGUGUUGCCUCAGUAUAGGGAGCCAGGGGUUCUUUUAUGGCGCGGCUUCACUCUUCAAGAAUUCGCAGAUCAAUUGUUAGGAAAUAAGGCUGAUUAUGGAAAAGGCAGGCAAAUGCCUAUACAUUAUGGUUCCAAUAAGCUUAAUUACUUCACUGUUUCCUCUCCUCUCACUACACAGCUUCCACAGGCCGCUGGUGUGGCAUACUCUCUGAAAAUGGAUAAAAAAGACGCUUGUGUUGUGGUUUAUUUUGGUGACGGUAGCACCAGUGAGGGUGAUUUCCAUGCUGGUUUGAACUUUGCAGCAGUAAUGGAAGCUCCUGUCAUUUUCUUUUGCCGCAACAAUGGAUGGGCCAUUAGCACUCCUGUAACAGAACAAUUUCGAAGUGACGGAAUUGCUAUUAAGGGACAGGCAUAUGGAAUCAGAAGCAUUCGUGUAGAUGGCAAUGAUGCUCUAGCAGUGUACAGUGUUGUGCGUGCUGCUCGUCAAAAGGCAAUAAAGGAGCAAAGGCCAAUAUUAGUUGAGGCCAUGACAUACAGAGUAAGCCAUCAUUCAACAUCUGAUGAUUCAACAAAGUAUCGAUGCGUAAAGGAAAUAGAGCAAUGGAGAACAGGAAAAAGCCCAAUAACCAGAUUCAGAAAAUGGAUUCAGAGAAAUGGCUGGUGGGCUGAUCAAAAUGAAACUGAACUUCGCGGAAACAUCAGAAGACAGGUAGUGGAAGCAAUUCAAGGCGCAGAGAAAGUGGAGAAACCUCCAUUGGCAGACUUAUUUGGUGAUGUUUAUGACAAAAUUCCAUCAAAUUUGCUAGAGCAAGAGAGGUUUAUAAGAGAGAAUAUUAAAAGAUACCCAAAAGAGUAUCCUACUGACGUACCUAUAUAGGCUAUUGUCCCCUGACUUUCGUGCUAUAUUAAGAUGGGGUUAUCUGUAAUGGCUGUGAGCUUUGUGCAUAAGUACCAACUGCAUGCAAUAGAAUUUUUGUAGUAUUCGGCUCAAUUCUUUUAAUAAAAUAUUGGGGCGAGUUUAAUUGCAAUUCAA
Molecule: messenger RNA, 1632 nt
Organism: Capsicum annuum
Lineage: Eukaryota; Viridiplantae; Streptophyta; Magnoliopsida; Solanales; Solanaceae
Product: 2-oxoisovalerate dehydrogenase subunit alpha 1, mitochondrial
Exons: 9
Coding region: 94-1476 (460 amino acids)
Biological process (GO): branched-chain amino acid catabolic process
Molecular function (GO): oxidoreductase activity, acting on the aldehyde or oxo group of donors, disulfide as acceptor
Source: RefSeq, a predicted model, not a curated record